CAGUGACCCUCACUGUCUUCCCAUCUGUGAUUUUAUUUGGAUUGCAUUUGGUUUAAUGACCCAAACCCUCACCGUCUCUUCCCUCUUCUCCAAACCCUAGUCUCGCAAAUCGGUAGCCUUUUCGUGGAUUUCGAGAUCUCGCUUUGGGGGGAAAAUGCAGGAUUUGUAAAUCACCAAAAUUUCAGGCACUGCUACUCGCUAUGCACUUGGAGUAGCAGACACCAUGAAACUUGAAUCUCUACUGCUAGUUCCACAAAAAGGUGAACCACUGGGAGUCCAAACUUCCCAUACUCAAAAUCUUCCCUUGAAUAUUAUUGGGCAUCAUAGUAAUCCUUUUCUGAAUGAUUUACCGGUACGGGAUAACAUGUCCAUACCUGAAGGGAAAAUUGGUCUUACAUUGCCAGUAGAGGGCAAAAACUUUGAAGAAAGGGUAAGCUCUGAAGGAAUUGAGCCAAUUAACCCAUCUGAAGGUAGCUUUGACGUAGGUCAAAGUGGAUAUGCGGACAAUGAGAAUAGUGAAAAGAAAGCUUUUCAAAUUGAGGAUGAGCAUCUGGAAGCUCCAUACACUGUGCCUGCUGCUGAAGUUGAUAUUGAUUUUUGUACAGACAAAGUAGUUAGCACAUCUGAAAUGGAUGCUUGCAAAGAUGGUACUUGUUACCCUGUGAAGGAUAUAUGUGUUGAUGAAGGCCUCCAUUCACUUGAAAAAAUUCCUACACAAAAUAAGGGGAUGAGCAAGAAUAUCACUUUUGAUUGCAAGCACCCUGCAACUACAAACGAUUAUGUUGUGGCUAUUGAAAUUAGAAACAGCAAGUAUGACCUGAAGUCUUCACCAGCUGCCGGACAUUGUAUUUCUGUUUUUGAUAAGGAUGCCACAGAAGAAUUAUUUUCUGGAAAUUUAUCUGAAGGCAGAGACAGGCCAGAUUCAGUUGACCACACUGAUGUUGUGUUUGCUCCUAAUCAAGUGAAGUUGUCCAGUUUUGAUUGCAUCAACAGCUUGAAGCAGUCUCCUGAUCAAGGAAAGAUCAUUCAGUUGUGGGCUUCUGUUUGGGCAGAAAUGCACAGUGCUAGCUGUCAUACGCAUCUACUUGUGAAAUUUAUGAUGGUGAUUGUUGACAGACAACCUGCAUUGUUGGUUCAGGAUGAGAAGGGGAACAUUUCAGCUGUGGUUGUACCUUCGGCUGACAAGAAGCUCAUACAAAGUAAUGGAUCUAAGGAAACUAUGGCUAAAAAUGAGGUGGCAAGUGGAGUCAUUACUUUUAACUUUGAUUCUGCAGUGGCGCCUGCAAGUGACACAGAGGACAACAAAGCUAGUCACCAGCCUACGCGAGCUUUAUACAGUCAUUUGAUUGAAGAUACUUCUAGUGAUACAGCAACAGCUUCAGGUCGAAGUUUAUUGGUUCAUCAUAAUAGGGAAGAUUCAGGUUUAUCUGGGCCUAAUUUUAUGUCUGAUCCAGUAGUCUCCUCUGGCCAUGUUCAAUUUUCUGGAAGCAUUUCCCAUCGAUCGGAUAGCAGUGCGACUAGUGCACGUUCCUUUGCAUUUCCCAUUUUGCAGCCAGAGUGGAAUAGCAGCCCAGUUAAAAUGGCUAAAGCUGAUCGCCGGCAUUUAAGAAAACAUCGGUGUUGCGGGAUUGGGUUUUCUUGUUGUAGAUUCUGAAGACAAUUUCCGUAUCAUCCAUAUCGACUUCAUUUCAUCAUACAGCAACAUAAAAUUGCAUGCCUUUUGUCAAAACAGCCACAAAAUUUGUUUUAUAUAUUCUAGUUUUGUUCUUCUAAAUGAUAUAGUGGGGGUUCGGAGAUUAGUAGAUUUUAGCUUGUAAGUAGAGAAAUAUGAGUGACAUUUCAAAAAUGUUCUUUGGUUGCAGCAAAAUGGUAGCCCUGAGAUUGUAAGUAAAUGUGCCUGUGUUGACAUGAACCAUGCUCUAUAUA
Molecule: messenger RNA, 1926 nt
Organism: Dioscorea cayenensis subsp. rotundata (Guinea yam)
Lineage: Eukaryota; Viridiplantae; Streptophyta; Magnoliopsida; Dioscoreales; Dioscoreaceae
Exons: 6
Coding region: 224-1654 (476 amino acids)
Biological process (GO): regulation of asymmetric cell division
Source: RefSeq, a predicted model, not a curated record